UUCAAUACAUUAUGAAGUUAAAAGAGUAGUAUUUGUCUUCAUAAUCAUGUGGUUCUAUUCAUUUUCUAAGCUGACCCUUCGCUUUCUGCUCGUUAAAUAGGAAAACAGUUAUAUCGAAAAGGAGGUAGUUGGGCACAUAGUAUAGUAUCUCUCGGUUAUAAUUCUGGUUGGUUUAGAUGUUAUUUCAACCAUACGUGGAGGGAAUCAGUCUUACGUAUGUGUUUAUGAAUUAGGUAUCGUCCAUACUGUUCUACACUUACCAGCAAGCGCCACACAGAGGUAAAGUUGAGGUACAUAAAAUUGUUUGUGUGAGAAGCCAUUGUGAAUAAGCUAUUUAACUUGAAGACUACUUGUUAGCUGUUUUCGUUACUAUUUAUUUAUUUUUUCACUAUAGCACCCAACAGAAACACACACAGACCUAGAGUAUAGCCUAUAGAUAAAAUAGCGAAUAGAUAUAAUAGAGAAUAGAUAAGAUAGAAAAGAUACAGAAUAGAGAAAGUUUAGAGAUGAAUUUGUUCACACGUAAAAUCUUUAUCAGAGGUAAAUAAUUAAUAUGCCAGAAAUAUAAAGGGAAUAUUAAAAGAUCAAAAACGUGUCAUAAAUGAAAAUCAAAAUAGCUUACAGACCAUUGAAUUACCGAACCCCAACAGUGUAAAAUGUUUCAUCAAUACAGUUUUUACUCUCAUCUUCAGUUCGCCUGCUGCCCGUGAGCGGGUCGGCCGUGUUUACGUGGCUUUCUCCCUUCUGCUUUUCUCAUGAGGCCCAAGGAUCGCAAACGUCGCCUUGCCCGUUCCAGACGGCUUUUAUCCCAGGAGCAUGCCUAUUCACUCUCUGGGAGGGAGUCCAGAGGUCGCUCACGGAGUCCUGCCCGUUGACAGUGCCGCCGCUGAAGUCUCCUCUUUAACCCUGCCUCCCGCCGCCGCCAUGGGCCAAGAUACAGAAAAACCACGCUCGGACGUGACUCCCCCGCCACCUGCUACUGACCUCUGAGGUCCCCCGCUCCAGAAGACGAGGUCCCCGCUACUCCUGCCCCGGGAGAGGGUCAGGACAUUGGUAUGGAGACGACGGAGGUUGAAGGCGUUCCUGUUACCCAGGGUCAGUUGGAUAGGAAGAGACGAAGUUUGUUGUGGUCCCGUAUCACAUGUCAAGAGACAACGGGUGCCAAGCACCUAUGGUUCAUGGCAUCAUGGGUCUCCUCAAAUAACACCCUGGGGCCAACCCGCUGUUCAAGGAAGGUAGGAACGUCCCUUACAUCACGUUGGAGAACGGGCCUGUGUUUCCUAUGCUGGUCACGGAGGGCUUUUAAGGGGAAGUCAUGGUGCCGCUGAAGGAGGCACGCGGGCUGUUCUUGUCCACGGUGUGCCCACAUAUGUGUCUGUCAGCUGCUUGGCCACACCUCCGGGCUUUCUGUCGUUGAGGAGACGGUUUGUGGGUCUUCUUGACUGCACCGAGCCAAUUAGUUAUGGACGCGCCGCCGUCCACAACUAAUUGGCUCGGUGCAGGUCAACAUCCCUGAGGACGUGUGGAUCUGUGGCCUGGGCAGCAAGAGGGUCACUCCUUACACACUAUCAAGGUUCCAGAGUUGGGUGCUGCAAUCGGAAGGGGAUAACAAACAAGAUAAAUGGUUAGACACCAAUUUACUUUAAAUAAAGUAAAGAAACCCACAACAGCCUCACAAACACUGAAGUCUCCAACACGAAGGCUUCAGCACUCCAGACUCAGGAUGUACACGACCUCUCCCCGACAUCCGUUGGCACUUAUCACAGGAACGACAGUAAGCACGGAUGUCUGCUCCUAUACCUGGCCAGAAGAAAUGUUCAAAGAUCUUCAUCUCCAUCCUACGACGAGAGAAAUGUCCGGCCAAGGGACUGUCAUGGGCCGCGGAGAGGAUGAUCUGACGGGAAACACUUGGCACAACUAGACAAUGUUGGUCUACCUUGUUGGAAAGCUGGGAGGUGAGGCACUUCUUGUAGAGAAGCCCGUGGAGGUACAGGUACUUGAAGGAUGACCCGUUACUGGCUCUGUCGACUUGUCCAGAAGCUGCUUUCUGACGUAUCGUUGCUAAGGAGUCACACGAGGCUUGAAGCUGGGCGAAGUCUUGAGGGGUUACUGAAAGAGGUAGAAGUUCCGGAAGGACAAGCGGAUGAUGCCUCUUCAACCCACCAGCACGGGUGGUAGCUGCGUGUACCUGGUUGGCUGCAGGGGGCGUCUUAACACGAGGAGUAGAAAUCCCUCGCUGCAAUUUUGAAGAGGAGGAUGCACUGGAAGAAUCAGAUGGAGAUUGAGAAGAGUCAGGGUCAUGGGGAUCCCUUACCCCAGGGACAUUUUCGAUGAGGGCCCCAACAAACUUGAUAGGAGCUCGUACCACCUCAGUCCAACCGGUGAAGUAGGAACAGCCCAAGUGGCACCUCACCGCGGGAAACUUGUCCACUCGUCCUAGGUAGUCAACAAGUGGGGCCUUCGGACAACUCUCAACAUCUUAAUCAGGUAGUAAGUCUUCAGAGACGAUUACAUAGGAACAGCCAGUAUCCCUGAUGAUGUUGGAGUUCCAAGAUCCAUUAAAGUAAAUUGGGGCCUAACCAUUUAUCUUGUUUGUUAUCCCCUUCCGAUUGCAGCACCCAACUCUGGAACCUGGACAUGUGGCGACCUCGCCAGGAUUGGGUCAACUGCUAAUCGGAAGGGUUGGCUUGUUAAGUCGCUUUUACGCGCCACUUGCUGUCUGCGGCCCAGAAGUAUGUGUUAAUCCUUCACCGUUCUUUUCUGGCUGUUGUAUGCCCACGGUGGGAUUUGUUGGUGCUGCCAUAGCACUUUUUCAGCCCUUGUGCUGACCAUGUUUACCCCAAUCACUCGUUGAGUAUUGGAUGGGCUUCUACGCCUCUUAUUACCUUUUUGCAGGGUUUUACUAAUCUUUCUUCAUUGUUUUCCCUAUUGUGUUUUGGUUCUUCCUGUUUGUUUGGUUCUGUGUUGAAUUUCCUUUGUCUUGUUUUUUUGUUGUUGUUUUUUUGGGUUUUUGUUCUUUGUCUGGUUUCUUGUACUAUUAAUUGGUAUUGUUCUUUAUUGGGGUGUUAAUUGGUCAUUGCCUUUGUUGGAUUAUUUUUGCUUUGUUUUCUUUUGCUAAUCAUAAAAACAUAAGAACAUAAGAACAUAAGAGUCUGCAAGAGGCCGGUAGGCCUGUACGAGGCAGCUCCUCUGAACCUAAGCUCCCGUGUAGCUCUCGUGUAUCUAACCCCACCUAAUAUCGCUGUCCAUGAAUUUAUCUAAUCUAUUUUUGAGUGUGACAAUUGUAUUGGCACUCACCACAUGACUGCUAAGCCUAUUCCACUCAUCUACCACCCUGUUUGUAAACCAAUUUUUGCCUAAAUCCCUGUUGAAUCUGAAUUUAUCCAGUUUAAACCCAUUACUUCGUGUCCUUUUUUUUUUUUUUUUUUUUUUUUACAGCAAAGGAGACAGCUCAAGGGCACAAAAAAGUAAACAUUAAUAAUAAAAAAGCCCGCCACUCGCCGCUCCCAAAAAGAAUCCAAAGAGGUGGCCGAAAGAUAAGUCAGUUUCGGGAGGAGAGGUGUCCUGAUACCCUCCUCUUGAAAGAGUUCAAGUCGUAGGCAGGAGGAAAUACAGAUGAAGGAAGAUUGUUCCAGAGUUUACCAGCGUGAGGGAUGAAAGAGUGAAGAUGCUGGUUAACUCUUGCAUAAGGGGUUUGGACAGUAUAGGGAUGAGCAUGAGUAGAAAGUCGAGUGCAGCGGGGCCGCAGGAGGGGGGGAGGCAUGCAGUUAGCAAGUUCAGAAGAGCAGUCAGCGUGGAAAUAUCGAUAGAAGAUAGAAAGAGAGGCAACAUUGCGGCGGAAUUUAAGAGGUAGAAGACUAUCAGUAUGAGGAGGAGAGCUGAUGAGACGAAGAGCCUUUGCCUCCACUUUGUCCAGAAGAGCUGUGUGAGUGGAGCCCCCCCACACAUGAGAUGCAUACUCCAUACGAGGGCGGACAAGGCCCCUGUAUAUGGACAGCAACUGUGCAGGGGAGAAGAACUGGCGGAGACGGUACAGAACGCCCAGCCUCGAGGAAGCUGAUUUAGUAAGAGAUGAGAUAUGAAGUUUCCAGUUGAGAUUUUGAGUUAAGGAUAGACCGAGGAUGUUUAGUGUUCUCUUACCAACAAAACCUUAUGAAUGUUUCCCUUAUUGAAGCCCUUCAUCCAUUUAUAAACCUCGAUCAUGUCUCCACGCACUCUUCGCCUUUCUAGAGAAUGCAAGUUUAACUGUUUGAGUCUUUCCUCGUAUGGCAAGUUUCUCAACCCCUGAAUCAUCUUAGUCAUCCUCCUCUGCACCGAUUCUAACAUUCUGAUAUCCAUUCUAUAGUAAGGUGACCAGAAUUGAACCGCAUAGUCAAGAUGAGGUCUAACUAAUGCUAAAUAUAGUUUGAGGAAGAUUUCGGCGCUUCUGUUGCUUACGCUCCUUGAAAUAAAUCCCAGUACCCUAUUUGCUCGAUUUCUAGCUUGAAUGCAUUGUGCCCUUGGACGGAGAUCAAAGCUCACUAAGACCCCUAAAUCCCUCUCGCACCCAGACCUGCUUAUGAGAGUGUCAUUUAAGCAAUAGUUAUGAGAGGGGUUAUGCCUACCUACACUCAGAAUACAGCACUUCCCUACAUUGAACUCCAUCUGCCAUUUAUCCGCCCAGUCAUUCAAUCUGUUUAGUUCACUCUGGAGAAUACUAGCGUCCUGAUCCGACUCAAUUACUCUACCGAUCUUGGUAUCAUCUGCAAACUUACUAACAUCACUACCAAUUCCUGUAUCUUAGUCAUUGAUAUAAAUAAUAAACAAAAGUGGACCUAAUACCGAACCUUGUGGGACCCCACUCGUAACACAUCCCCAGUCAGAUCUUUUACCAUUGAUUUGCACUCUUUGCUUCCUAUUGCUAAGCCACGCCUUGACCCAGUUCAAAACUUUACCCUCUACUCCGUGAGCCUGUAAUUUAAGCAACAGUCGUUGGUGAGGAACUUUGUCAAACGCUUUACUAAAAUCAAGAUAGAUUACAUCAUAAUUUUCAUCUCUGUCAACCGCCUCAAAUACUUUAUUGUAGAAGGACAAGAGAUUGGUGAGGCAUGACCUACCUUUCGUGAACCCAUGCUGCGAGUCGUGAAUUAAGCUAUGUUUCUCUAGAUGCUCCCGAAUGUUCCUGGCCAUUAUGGACUCCAGCAUCUUGCCUAUAACCGAUAUUAAGCUAAUUGGGCUAUAGUUUGAAGCAACUGACCUGUCCCCCUUUUUGAAAAUCGGCGUCACAUUAGCUGCUUUCCAUAGUCUCGGCAUAUAGCCAGUAUUUACCGACAUCUUAAAGAUGUCGGUUAGUGGGUCACUGAGUACAUCACCUAAUUCCUUUAAUACCCUCGGAAAUAUCUCGUCAGGACCUUGCGACUUGUUCUUCUUAAGCUUACCUAUCUCAUCCUGAAGUACUUGCCUGGUAAUGAUUAUAUCCCUCAAUUUUUCGUCAUCCCCGCCCUCGUACACCUGAACCCUUUCCGGAAUAGUCGUUCGAUCCUCUUGUGUGAAUACUGAAAGGUAGUAGUCGCUCAACAAUGUGCUCAUAUUUUCGAAAUUUUCUACUAGCUCCCCUGUGUUUGUUUUCAGCGGUCCAAUUUUCUCCCGUGUUUUUGUUCUAUACAAUUGAAAGAAGCCCUUAGGAUUACUUUUCGCCUCAUUUGCUACUUUGAUCUCAUAGUUCCUUUUUGCUAUCCUGGUGUUUUUCUUAACUAAUCUAGAUAGUUCGAUGUACCGGCUCCGGAGAUGUGUUUCACCAUUCUUUAUUUUCUGAUAAAUUCCCUUCUUUAACCCUCUCUCGUGUUUUAGUCAUGUCCAGCUUCGAGGUGUUUAGGGCUCAGGCUGUAGCCUUGGGGCUGGAGGGUCAGGAACUCGGCCGCUACGUUGUCCAGCAGCAAGCAUCGAGAGGGACGAGCGCGUGGCCGAGAGAGAAGAGAAGCGUCUCCUGGCCGAGAGGGAGAAAGAAGAGCGGGCUGCCGAGAGAGAGAAAGAACAGCAGAGGAUCCUAGCCGAGAGAGAAGAGAAGCGUCUCCUGGCCGAGAGGGAGAAAGAAGAGCGGGCUACCGAGAGGGAGAAAGAAGAGUGGGCUGCCGAGAGAGAUUUCCAACUCGCCAAGCUGCAAGCAGAGAAGGAAAUAGAGCUCGUCCGUGUCGUCGGCCAAGGAAAAGCGGCUUCUCCUUCUUGUGAGAACGUCAGAGGACCAAAGUUGCCCACCUACCAAGAGGGAGAAGACAUCAACAACUACCUCGUCCGCUUUGAAAGGGUGGCUGAACUUCUGCGGAUCGACAAGGACAGCUACGCCGCAAGGUUGAGUUGUCUCCUCACGGGUAAGGCCACUGAACUGUAUACUUCACUGUCAGCUGACAUAACCGAAGAUUAAUCUCCUAAAGAAAGCUCUCCUCACUGGGUUCAGCAAGACGGCGGACAACAACCGUCAAGACUUCCGUCACGCCAAGAUUAGAGUUGGGGAAAAGUACCAACACUUCUCUAUCCACCUGACCCAGUUGUUCCAAGCGUGAUUGGAAGCCUCUGACGUCCCCUGCACUUAUGAAGCACGCCGGGAGUUUAUGCUCCUUGACCAGUUUCAAACUAAUUUUACCCCAGACUUGAGGAUCUUCAUAAAGGAGCGCCGGCCGAAAGAUCUUCCCGACGCCGUGAGACUUGCCGACGACUGGUCGUCUGCCCGCAACGCCUACCCGAAAGCUUCCUCUCCUAGUUCCCGAGACCCCUCUGAGGCUGCUUCGCCCACGAAAUCUUCAGAGUCCUCUCAAGGAGCCUCUGCCAACACCUCUGCCCAGCCCAGCACAGCUACCGUGAAGUGUCACCAAUGUGGGGAGGAAGGCCAUCUACGUCGGCGUUGCCCAAAGAAUCCCCGCGCCUUCAAAGAUGUCGAACCUGCUAAACCAUCAUAAUAUCAGGUAGGCUUUUGCCUUAGUGACAAAAGUGUCCCGAAGUUUUCUGUUUCGGGCACUGUUAAAUAAAGUAAAGAAACCCACAACAGCCUCACAAACACUGAAGUCUCCAACACGAAGGCUUCAACACGCCUGACUCAGCAAUGAUCCUUGCACGGCUUCUUCCUCUUCUGGCGUCCCGUCCUCAGAGUGGCAGUGACGAGGCAGCACAGCUUCGUCCUUGAAGUGGUGUAGACGUGGUAGACGAGGGAGGCGCAGGAGGAGAUCAGGGUUACGGUAGUAACGGGAGUCCGAGCGUGGAGAGGAGCGAGGUGAGGGCACCCAGAACAAGCCCACCGUUCCGAGGAAACCCAGUGAAAAGUAGAGCUGGCUGGAGCAGAACCAGGUGUUCAGGGCGGGGCUCAGCUGCUGUCUAAAGAUGAAGGAGCUGGUCGCCCACCAGGUCGCCUUCCACAGCGGGUUGAGAAGCCUCGGUGGUUCGGUCGACCGAGGCGUCGAACGGCGACAGACGAACGAGCAGCGGGAAUGUAGCAGGUUGUUUGCUGCGCCUCGGUAGUUGAACGGCUUCAUGGCGAACGAGCAGCAAGAGUGCCCCGGUCGUUCGCCACUCGGUUGGUAGUUGCCCUCACACACACCUGAGCCUGAUCUAUGCCAUCGCUUCAGCCGGUGGGGCCAUAAGGCCAUAAGGAGUGGCGGUGCAGAUCGUUGCCUCGGUGUCGGUACUGUGCUGGGCGGCACCACUCGGAGGAGUGUAGAAAAAGGACCCAGGACGGUAACAAAUUUUCUCCACGGUGCUGUAACUGUGGUGGCCCCCAUAAUGCCUCAACUAAUGCGUGUCCCGAGAAACCUGCACCCUUCUCCAGUACCCUCAGGCCUCAACCAGAAUCCUAUACCCGUCAACAUGUCACUCCUUCCUAUCGCUCUGCAACGCAACCUGGCCAUAAUGCCUGGGAAAAUCCCCUACCUUGCUCUGGACCUCGACACCCCUCCCCUGGCACUGGCCGUGAGUCCUCACCUGCCCCUGCAGUCCCCGCUGGGGAUUAGCCAGUCUCUGCACCUGCUGCUGACCUCUCUGCUUGUCUCCUGCUCGACCUCAAAAAGGAAUGGCCAUUAUCUCGGCUGUCCUGGCUCAAGUUGUCGAGCGCCUCACUGCUGUGAAAGCUCGCCCUGCUCCCUGUCCCCCUCCUGGCACGGCUCUUGUGACUGCUGGUGCUGGCGGGCCCCGUCCUCCACCCCUCUCACCGGCCGACGAUCCCCAGCAUCAGGCAGCAGCCGGUACCCCUCUAAGUGCAGUUCCUCCUGUGAAGGCUACAGGGCCACCCGUAGCUUCGCCCACCUCCAGCUGCAGUGCCCACGUUGUGAGUGACUCUGGCCCGUCCUCAAUCUCCUCUCGGCUGGAUUCACUGGAGACUAUGAUGAAGGACAUGUCUACGGCAUUGCAGGCCCUCACCACAACUGUGAAUGGCAUGGAGUCUGCUCAGCUGCAGCUCCUGGGGGCCUCCUCUUCCUCAUAAUGGCCUGUACAACACUUGAAAGGUUAUGUGACUCACUCUCUCGGACCUGGAGAUUGUAGCAGCAGAGGAUUAACAACUUAUGUCAGACAAGGACUUCCUGUUACUUUUCAAGAGAUGGGGGUUAACGGGGGUAUGGAGUUUCUUAUUGUAUGUUUGCAUGUUCCUAUAUAUAAUGGUCCCCUGUUCUGUGUAAAAUUGUAUGUCCAUUCUCAUGCCUUUCGUGCUGACAACCUCCCAGGUUGCUUCUUGGAAGAAAAAGCAUUGCUGAUGGGAGAUGUCAAUGCUCGUCAUAAGGACCUAGGCAGUCACUUGACCACCAAUAUAAACGGGGUUAGAUGGAAAGCUUUUCUUGACGCCACAGAUACAGUAACGCUCACAGGUGACGAUGUCCCUACACACACUCAGGGUGGCAGGAUAGACUAUGUGGCCCUGUCUAACAUGUCCCCGUGCUCUAUUGAGACUCGCCUGUCGCCAACUUUACUCAGCGACCACUUUGCUCUGGAAACUACUCUCCCUUGGUCUUUUGUGCCUAUUACACUUAGGAAGAGGCUUACUGUUCCUGCUGCCCGUGUGCCAAGGCUUGUUUCAUGUGUUGAGUCUUGGUACACUGUCGCCAAGGACACCUUUUCUGAUGUUAAUUCCUUGUAUCAGGGCUUUGUUGAAGUUACUGAAGGCUUUGUGUCCCCCAUCUCAUAGAGCUCCUAGGAUGCAUGCCGUCACUCGUUGCUCCUCCUCUUAUGCUAAGGAUCCUGUUAUUUUUUUCUUGCCAGCAAACUCUUGCCACCUACCAGAGGCGGUCGCAGCGUGACCCCACCGACUAUGAUGCCAGGGAUGCGAUGAUGUCCGUUGCUCGGCACCUCACUGACCUUCGUCAACAGGCUCGGGGUGACUUCUUGGGGCGGCUGCGUAAGACUCAGACCCUGCAGAGGAUUUGGCUCCAUGUCAACAGGGUCAGGGGCAAACCUAACCAUCCCGUUAGGGAUCCUGAUCCUGCUGGGAGGGCCAGACACUAUUGCAAACAUGGACACGUGCCCCUGCUGUGGAUGAGCUGCCUGCCGCCCAUAGAGAUGCUAUCAUCUGCCAUCAACCCCGGUGCAUGGCCCUUGCACACCAUAAUGUGACCCUGGUUGACGAUACUUGUGUCCCUAUUACUCUGGAUGAGCUCGUACGUGCUAUUAGGCCUGGCAAGUCGACGGCCUCUGGUCAGGAUGGCUUAACCUAUGAUGUCCUUUACCCCCCCCCCCCUGAUAACCCCAACCUUGAUUUAUUUAACAUGUCAUAUUCUUCUAGUAUUUUGCCUCGAUCAUGGAAAUCUGGUCUCAUUGUUCCCAUGCAUACCUAAGGAAAUUACUUGCCGCACAGUCUGUCGUAUAAUUUGUCAUGGGGACACUCAGCUUAAGUAGGCCCUUGGUAAUAUUCAGAACACCCCUAACAUUCCGGCCAAAUCGUACCUUAGAAAGCUUCACAAGAUCUUAUCUGACCUUGGUGUCCUUGACCCGUGUCUUGCCCUCAUUAGCAGCCCUUGUUAUCCCACUUGGAACCCUCACAGAGUCAGUGUUGAUAUAGAAAAAUUGGAUAAACCUAAAGACUCCUGGCUUCCUCAAGUCCUGCAGGAUCACUUUAUGACCAAAUUGUCUGCUUAUCCCCGUACCAAGGCUGUCCAUGCUUUUUUUUUUUGUGAUGGGUCUGUCAAUGGCAGCAGGACUGGUUGUGAAUUAUUUGUUAGAGACUAUACCUCCCCCUCUAUAUACACUGACACUGAGGUUUCCAAGAGGCUUCCUGACAGUUUGUCUUCCACAAGGGCGGAACUUCAUGCCAUACUUGAGUCCCUCCAUAUCACUGUAGCUCUAUGGAAAACUGUGUACCUGUUUGAUGACAGCCAGAGUGCCUUGUAUGCACUUCUGUCUUCCUCCCCCUCUGACUGUGAUAUCGUCAACAGGUGCCUUAGUGCCCUUAGCCUGCUGGAGCGCUGUGGUGCUACUGCACACUUUAUCUGGGUGCCCUCACAUGUUGGGCUGCCCCAUAAUGAAAAGGCAGACAGACUUGUUCGUGCUGCCUCUGAUGACCUCAUUGUACACCCGAGUGUUGAGUACACCUAUAAUUAUGUUAAGAAUAGACUUAGAUCCCUUGUAAGUGAGUCUGUUACCAAUCAGCUUGCCUUGAGGUGUCAGGAUGGUAGUCCCUCCAGAAUUCACUAUGCCCAGGUCUCAAGUUUCUGCACCCACACUUAUGGCAGGCUUAGUGCAUCCUAUGAUCUGGUGGUGAUGCGGCUGAGGCUGGGCUACAGAUAUUACUGGGAGGUCAGUGGGGCUGACCCUGUACCUUGCCGCUUGUGUGCCGGGCCAGGGGGUCACACGCUCAAACACUAUGUCCUGCAAUGUCCUGCUAUUAGUGCUUACCGCCCACAGGGUCACUGGGACAUGCCUGAGCUGGUGGGUGGUUCAUUAACAAUAAUGUUCUGUCAGCUGUGCUUAGCGAGUAUCCUGCAUUUGCCCCUAGAUUGUAGUUCAUAUGUUCAGUCCCUUAUGUCUGCCCCCUUGAUUUCAUCAAGGCUUUUUUUCCUUCCUUAUUUUAGCACUUGUUUCCUACCAUUGUACCUUUUUCGCUUCAUGGUGCUACCUACACAUGUAUUAAUAGUUGUACAAUCACACUAUGUACUGCCUGGGGGUUGGGACGGCAUGUCCCUCCCUUCUCCUUUGUUGUAGACCUGCAACAAUAAACUAUCACCCCUCCUGAACCCCUACGAGGCCGCCGUCGCACUCAGCCACACACGCUGGGACACGCUUGCCUACCCAAUGGAUUUCUACGCCCAUGAGAACCUCGGAGACUGGACCCCAAACCACAAACCUCCGUGUCCGUGCGGCAAGACUCGUGCCACGGGAUGCAAGGGGAUUUAGGUGCUUGCUAACAACAAGCCCACUCCAUCCCAAGAAAGUGGAAGCAAUUCUGUUAGCUUGUUGUCUCCAUAACCUCAAAAGGAUCAGGUAUCCAUCACAACAUGCCGCCUUAAUUGAUGAAGAGAAUCGUGUCGCCCACCAAGUUGUUCCAGGUGCUGGAGAGAUGGUGAUACACUCGCCUCUAUCGAACAUGUGCGAGGGAACACUGCGACAGUGGCAGCGAAAAACCAGAGAAACUACCUCCGAGAUUACUACAACUCUCCUGCUGGGCGUUUGGAAUGGCAAGUAUGGAGGUAUCAUUUACGUAAUAGUAGUAGUAGCAGCAGUAGUAUUAGUAUUAGUAUUAGUAUUAGUAGUAUUAGUAAUAGUAGUAGUAGUAAUAGUAGUAGUAGUAGUAGUAGUAGUGGUAGUAGU
Molecule: messenger RNA, 11757 nt
Organism: Eriocheir sinensis (Chinese mitten crab)
Lineage: Eukaryota; Metazoa; Arthropoda; Malacostraca; Decapoda; Varunidae
Exons: 2
Coding region: 10069-11151 (360 amino acids)
Molecular function (GO): nucleic acid binding; RNA-DNA hybrid ribonuclease activity
Source: RefSeq, a predicted model, not a curated record